AGUACCGCACUUGUUGUGCGUGAGUGAGAGAGAGUCUUCGACUCUGCCUAACUUCAAGUUGGCGUUGCGUUUUCUCUUUGUCGUGUCAUUCAUCGGCUGACUCUCUGGAUUCCUAUGUUAGCUCACUCGCACUUGAACUGUGUACAAGCACGGCGCGUGAGCCGUCUCAUUGAUUGAUUCGUUUUUGUUUUCAACUGUGUCUGGAAUGUACAGGAUUAUUUGAAACAAAUAUCUUUGUUUUACAGUGGCGAUCUUUGUCUUUACCAAGUAAACAUUGGCGUGGUGGUGGUGAUAGAAUAGUCUUAUAGCGGAGCCUAUACAUUGUAGACUGACAUAUUUAUAGAGUGAGCUACGCUUCAAUGUCUUGGGCAGACUUCCAAUCUGUUAUCUCAUCCGUUAUCGCUGUGUUUAUUAUACAGAUAAGACAUUUUUUGUCAAGUGAAAAAACAAACAAACAAUAACAGUAAAACUUUUACAAAAACACCAACGGGAGAUUCUGGCUACUCAGUUUGUGAAACAAUCGUUGGGAGUGUGAUUGUAUCUUCUGGCAAACCUCCAAUGAUGUGCUAGCUACACUAACUACAGAACAGAAAACACUGUGAGCAAGGGAUUUGUUUCAGACGUCGGUAGUAAGGAAAUAUCGAUCUACAUCUUGUAGCCAUGUUUAAAUCGGCUUUUGGUCAUCGAAGGCGAAAAAGGGCUUGCAGGAUGGGCACGGAGGAAUCAAGGAAUGGUAACUACGGCCUAAUGUGUGCCAGUGCUGUAAUGGCCAACAUGAACAAACAAGUUCAGAGUGCCCGCCCUUGGUCACUCCUCCACCAGUGUUCCCUGGAACAGUGGAAAAAGGGACACGGAGUUGCUGCAGCAUUUUCUGAGACAACAAUGACAUGCAACGGAGUGGUCUUCAAAGACUGCAGCCCUUCAUUCUGUAUCAACCGGCAAGGGUUGCUGAAUGUCAACAAGACCGAACCCUUUUUCAGCUUCCGAAGGAAAAGCAAGUUCACGAUGAUGGCUGAGCAUUUUGAAUACAAUCACAUCCCAGCCCACCUCUCCUCCAUUCAAAACUUCCAUGUCAACAGUGUCCUGUGCUGUCAGGGUCAAACAGUUGUCUUACACCUAGUCAGGAAUCUCAUGACCCAGUUUGGAAUCAUUGAUCUAAAGGCUAAUAAAUUCUUAGGCAUUUUUGGGAACCAGCGAGUUGAGUUUAUCAAUGAAGCCUUAAGAGGAGAAAUCUCCCCAGAUGGAAGCCUAUGCCUGAUUAAGUUGCCUACAACACGUGUUGGAAGUACAGGGUUUGUUUUUCAACUUUACAAGCUGAGCACCAAGGAGCUGAUGUCAGAGAUCAGUCUGCCCUAUAAUCACACCCUGUUUGUUUUUGACCCAAGAUUCUGCACAUCCAGGAUUGCUGCAACCAGCUUUUUGGAAGCUGAGGAUAACAGUCUAAGUCUGAUUGGUGUCCCAUCCUGGGAGGUGGUCACAACAAACUCCAGAGUGGAUGACUUUAACUCUAGUCUGAACCCUAACCUUAAAGAUUUGAAGUAUUCCAGGGAUGGCCACUUGAUUUUUGCCAUCAUGAUGACCAGUGGCUGUCACUGCAAAGAGAAGAAGGCAAGGAAAUGCCACCCCUUGGAUGUCAGUGUUUACGUAUUUGAUGGCGACUCUGCCCAGACUUUACACUGUAUUCAGUAUCACCGGUACGCUUGCGGUCAACACUCAUGUUUGGUUAACUACAUGCCAGUGCUGUCAGAAUGUGGAAGUCGGAUGGCCAUAGUUCUGAAUGACCUUGAGACACCAAUCGACCAUGUCCAGAUAUACAAGCUUCCUAUCAGGGGCAACCUUCAGAACCGGUGCAGAGUUCGGAUCCUGCACACCUUUCCCCCAGAGUCCAUCCCCCAUCUCCCCCUUCCUGGCAAGCUCAUCAGGUACCUAGGAUUCCAACCUGACUAUUUAUGAUAAUCUUGUUUCUUAGUUUAGCCUUAGCCUUUCUAUUUGCUCAUCCAAGCAUCAUCUCAAAUUGUCAUUUGGGCAAGAAGAAAACACCAAGGAAGAGAAUCUUUUUCCCCUAAGUCUAUAGUCAGUGCUCCUGUCACUUUGACUGAUGUGACACUUUGGUCACUUUCUUUGCUCACGGCAAGGAGCUUUCCUGAAAGUCUGUUAAGCUUGGAAAGGAAGCCUUCAGCCCAAGUGUUGGCCUGAGGAGGGUUUGCACUUUGUCUGUUUGCAGUGCUUUGUGGACUUGAAGUUUGUGAAUAUUAACAAAGCCAAGGUACUUUUAUGUACAGCUUGUAUUCAAGAGCCUAACUUUUACCAAGUAUUGCUUGGUAUCAAUACUAAAACUUCUCACUACUAUGUCCUGAGUUUGUGGCUUCCAAUGUUGUUUUUAAAUAUAAGUUGAUUUGCUUCUUCCCAAAGCAGAUACUUGUAGCUUGCCAUAUUGUUCUAUUAUUUGACUAGUCCUGUGUCAUACUGCCAACUCAAUGUAUUUGUUAUUUAUUUGUUUUGUUUCCUAGGAUAAUUAGUUGUUUUUAUAAAUUGCUGUUUAUUAAAUAUUGAGUACAAGUUGAGUGAUACAGAAAUCUGUAUUCAUAAAAUGUUUGUAAACAAGAAACAAAAUUAGGGACGGCAAAGUAUUUUUUAAAAUUUUAUUUUCUUUUGUGUUUCAAUGAUAACAUGAAGGUAGGUUAAUGUGAACUAAAAAGACGUUUUAAGUGUAUAAGAAAACAGUUUUAGUACAGAAAUUUUACUAUUUAUUACAUUAUUUAAUAAAUCUGCAUGCAUAGUGUUAAUUACACUCAAGGUAGAAGUUUACUUAUUUUAUUUGGAUACAAUUACAUUGCCAUGUUGUGUAUAAUGUUCAAAUAGUUAACAAUGCUAUUUUUGUAACAGCAACUGAUUAAAACGAGUAUCACAGGAGGAAACAUAUUUGGCUAUAAACAAAUAUUCUUUUAUUAUUUUUUUAAACAAAUAUGUGCUUUUAUUUUUUUAAAUUAUAAGACACUUUUAUACUUUAUUGACACUUUUUAAUUGAUUUAAAAAUCGAACAAUCAGUCUUAAUUUAGAAUCAAUGAUUAAGAUUAUAUAAUCAUUCCCUUUUCUGAAAUAAAUGUUCAAAUUAUUAUUUUACUGAGCACCAAUGAUGAUUUUUUUUUGUUCCUUUGUAAUUUGCAUUAAAAUCUGCAUUUGUAUUGCAUUUACUAAAAUGCUUUUUAUGUCUAAAUAUCCAACUUUAGGGUGUUACAAACUAUGUCUAUAUGGUAUCUUGAUAUGUUUACUGGUGUUACAAACUAUGUCUAUAUGGUAUCUUUGAUAUGGUUACUGUUAUCUAAUUGCCUAUCAGAAAAUUCCCUGUGAAUUUGUGUUGGUUCUAUUCCAGCAGUCUGCUCACUGUCAUUAUCAAAUUCACAAGCCUGCAAUCUAUUUGCCAUAUCUUAAAAUAGAAAAUAUCAUGUUAAAUAUACUAUUAUUUUUAUGUUUUAGAGUAACAAAAAAAAUAUUUAGUAAUAAGAAACUUUCCAAAAUAUUGAAAAGAAAGAGAUUUUCACAGUUGUUAUGGACAAGUUAAUCAAUUUUGACAAUUUUUAACAUUGAAAGUUUUGAAACCAAAAGAAGCCUUUUAAAUAUUGUUAUUAUUGCUUGUUAUAGUUAUGUGUUUUUAUACAAAUACUGGUGGCUGUUCUUUGAAAAUCUACUAAAUGAUAACCAGUACCUCACAACACAUGUUUAUAUAGUGGAGUGUCUUGUCCUACAUUAGACGAGAGCAUACUAUCACCUUCACUUUAGUCAGACUAGUUAGUUUUCAGGUUCUAAGCUCUAAUAAUGGAGCCACUAGAAAUUAAACACAGGCACUUCUACCCCUAGGCCUACCACUACAUGGUCAAUAUGGUAGAUCUAGCUGUACAGCGAGCUAUUCAUAACUAGACAAGUGGGAAGGCAAAGGCUAGUAGCCCAAUGUAGAGAGGCAAGAUGGCCAAAGAAAGAGAAUGACUGCUAUUGUGCAAGAAACUAUUUAUUAAUCAAAGUCCCUGUUCAUUUGAUUUUUCAACUUUGUUAAUGUAACCUGAAUGUCUACAUGAUUAAAAAAAAAAUAUCUGGGAUAACAGACUGGAUAAUUAGAGAAUUAUAUUAAAAAUCUUAAAAUGCAAACUCAUACAUUUUGAAGUCUGGUGGCUGCCAAUGCAGAAGUCCAGUUUCAGAACCUUGUUGAUUACAAAAUAUUUCUGAUAGAAGCCAAUUCUAAUAGGUGAACUUACUCGACGAACUGGGAAAGAUGAUAGCUGAUUGCUCUGGUCCUCCUACAGCAGUAGUUAUGUACUAUGGUAAAUGCUACUUCUCUUGGCAAUAUAUUUAAGGCUCAAUUGGUACAUUUUUACAAAAUACAAUAUGAACCAAUUUUAUAAUUAAAUUUAGCAAUAGAUGUUUUCUUCUAAAUCUUGUUCUUGUAGACAAUGUUGACUUUCUUUAGUUGGAAAAAAAAAAUGUUUUAGUAAACAUUUUUAACAGUUUGUGAAUUUAUAAUGACAAAAUGAAUAUUUUAUCAAAUUAUGUAUUACCAGUUGUACCUGGAGGUUGUGCCCCUUUUGAGCAAUAUAAAUACUGUUGUGAAAUAGGUGUCCCUAGAAAUGUCAUAUUUUGUUACUGUUUUAACGUCUUCAAGAAUGAUUCUGUUUCUAAUAAUUCAGCUCAUUGUUUAAACAGUUAUUUGUAUGAAAACAGUGUCUAUCUAUAUUUUAAUGAUCUUUUAUGUUUACCAUAGACCCGAUAAUGCAGUAAAUUGGUUCAGAGGUUAGGCUUAGACUGGCAUCAGCAGAAUCUAAAUUAUAGUCAACUUGAGUUGACACAAAUCUGAAUGUGUAGAGAAUCAAUUGGCAAAUAAAAGCCAGCCUAUAUUUUGUCUGGGCGUUUCUUGAUAAAAAAAAUAAAUUUAUAAAAUUAAAUUGAUAAGUUCAUUAUGUCUUUUUAUUUUUAGUAUCUUGUUGGCCAAACCAGGUUGUUUAUUUGGCCUACUCACUUUUGUCCUGGCAUCAACAAGCCAACCCCGUUUGUGUAAUUCCUAGCAGUUUUUGCUAGCAUGUUGAACUAUCUUGAGGUGCUUUGAUGUAGUGUAUAAGUAAUAAAUACACAUCUCGUAAAUAUGACAAAAAUAU
Molecule: messenger RNA, 5144 nt
Organism: Biomphalaria glabrata
Lineage: Eukaryota; Metazoa; Mollusca; Gastropoda; Planorbidae
Exons: 4
Coding region: 661-1953 (430 amino acids)
Biological process (GO): intracellular signal transduction
Source: RefSeq, a predicted model, not a curated record